Oldenlandia corymbosa var. corymbosa is the source of this 1095-nucleotide messenger RNA. The record is from the annotation of a GenBank genome assembly. NCBI's taxonomy places the organism in Eukaryota, Viridiplantae, Streptophyta, Magnoliopsida, Gentianales, Rubiaceae.
AUGGAUCAGAAGUUGCACAUAUUCUUCUUCCCCUUCUUGGCCCAAGGCCAUAUGCUGCCCACCUUAGACAUGGCCAGGGUAUUCAGUUCUCGUGGGGUGAAAUCCACCAUGAUCACAACUCACCAAUGCAUCCCCAUGUUUGAGAAAUCUAUCCAGAGGAAAGGCAAACAGUCGUUUACUGAUAUAUCCAUCCGGGGGAUACAUUUCCCGGCCGUGGAAGCCGGCUUGCCGGAGGGAACGGAAAGCGUUGACCAAAUAAAAUCAGAACAUUUGAUUCCACAUUUCAUAAUGGCCACUGCCAUGCUCCAAGAUCAGCUUGAACAGCUCUUGGAAGAAUGCCGCCCGCAUUGCCUGAUCGCUGACAAGUUCUUCCCCUGGGCCACUGAAGCCGCUGCCAAAUUCCGCAUCCCAAGAUUGUUUUUUGAUGGAAUGAGUUUUUUCGCAAAUACCGCGGAGGAAAUCAUGAGAGUUCAUAGGCCUUUUGAUUAUGUUUCCUCUGAUUCCGAACCUUUUCUGGUUCCAGAUCUUCCCCACGAAAUUAAGUUGACUAGAGCGAAAAUACCCUCGUAUGAAAGGGACAAAGAAACGGCAGGAACAGAGCUUGGAAGGUUCCUUCAACGAGUUAGGGAUUCGGAUUCUAAAAGUUAUGGAAGAAUUGUCAACAGUUUCUACGAGCUGGAGCCAGAGUAUGUUGAGUAUUACACCAAGAUAUUGGGGAGAAAGGCGUGGCACGUGGGUCCCUUCUUGCUCUGCAAUAAGGAAGUUGAAGAUAAAAUUGGAAGAGGGAAAAAUCCGACAUUGAUGAACACGAAGCAAUUUCUGAAUGAAAAACUAUUGGCUGAUGUUUUGAAAGUCGGAGUGGCUGUUGGUUCGAGAGAGUGGAGCAGAGUUGCCAGAGAGGUGAAAGGAGAAGCGUUGGCUAAGGCAGUGGAGCUUGUAAUGGUGGGUGAAGAAGCUGUGAAAAUCAGAGGGAGGUCAAAGUCACUGAAAGAUAUGGCAAGAAAAGCUGUUGAAGAAGGUGGAUCAUCCUAUACUGAUUUUGAUGUCCUCAUAAAAGAACUGAAAUCGUAUCAUUCAGAAAGAGAUCAAGAGUAA